AGGAAAGUUAAGUUCACUCAAAAUGCAGUUUUCUACUGUAGCUUGCCUCGUUGGCGCCAUCAUCAGCGCUCCUAUAGCUCUUGUCAAUGCUGGGCCCGUUCCAGAGCCUUCGCUUGAAGCACGACAGGAGGAGACGUACUGCUGUGUUCCCGGUUGUUGGUGGUGCUCGAGGGGUGACUGUCUGCAUGGCGGUUGUACCGGAUUUUAUACCACUUGUUGUGCCGUAGGCUUCCGUAAAGCGGACGAGAAUGGAAACCUCCAGCUCUUCAGCACCAAUGGCCAACACAUGAAAUUCGUCGAUGAUCUGCAACAGGGCAAUGUUUCCGAUGCUUCCAGUGGUCAGGAGUAG
Molecule: messenger RNA, 349 nt
Organism: Daldinia decipiens
Lineage: Eukaryota; Fungi; Ascomycota; Sordariomycetes; Xylariales; Hypoxylaceae
Exons: 2
Coding region: 23-349 (108 amino acids)
Source: RefSeq, a predicted model, not a curated record